GCUAAGGCGGCCGAGGCGGCUAGGCGUGCCGCGGCCGAUGGGGGCGGGGCUAGUACUGGUGCGGCCCCAAAGCCUGCUCCAUCGAAGAAGAAAAGGCCGGCCACUGACGGCCAGAAAAAGUUAACUGAGGCCGGCCUGAGCGCCUCGAAGAAGACGAAGAGGGCUCCUUCCCCUUCUCCGGCUACUGAGGCCGGUACUCUGGCUGUCCCCAGCGUGGACGAUAGUGGUCCUGUCGUGGACCUUACUGCUGCUGGUGAUGCUGCUCCAUCACUGCCUCUCGUCCAGGAGCCACGGACGAAGAGGGCCGGCAAAGAGAUUGCAGGUGCCACCUACCAGAAGAUGGUAGAAUACCCCGUCGGCGGGGGUGUCUUCGAUGACGUCGUUCUUGGCCACGACGUCCUGGCGCAGGCCAUGCCGGCCAAGGAUCGGGCUUACCUGAGGAAGCUCGGGGACGUGAAUAUCUACGAGGGCGGCAUGGACCUCCUCGUCCAAAGUGCCUUUAUGCUCAUGGAGAGCCAUAAGAGGCAAUACCGGGAGAUAGCUCGCUUGAAAGAGCUGGAGCAGAAGGCUGCCUCGGCCGACGAGGCAGUAGCUUGCCUGGAUCGGCUCCGG
Molecule: messenger RNA, 612 nt
Organism: Cuscuta europaea
Lineage: Eukaryota; Viridiplantae; Streptophyta; Magnoliopsida; Solanales; Convolvulaceae
Source: the annotation of a GenBank genome assembly